Messenger RNA from Volvox carteri f. nagariensis, 2079 nucleotides. RefSeq lists its product as uncharacterized. The record is from RefSeq and is a predicted model, not a curated record. Bases 1 to 2079 code for a protein of 692 amino acids. NCBI's taxonomy places the organism in Eukaryota, Viridiplantae, Chlorophyta, Chlorophyceae, Chlamydomonadales, Volvocaceae. The transcript is spliced from 3 exons.
AUGGUUGUCGGCGGCGGCCGUGCAUCUCCGGACAUAGCGGCGCAGCGCGGGCGCCUUGCGUCCCUGUUGUCGAGGCAGCUGCUGUCGCAAUCAUCAUACCCCGCCGCCGCCGCCGCCGCGGCCGUCGCCGCAGCAGCUCCGGCGCCGGCCGGGCCGACAGAUCCCGUCAAGGAGUACGGCACCCAGGAGGAUGCCCCCGGAGAUUCGCAUCGGAGAGGAUCACCUUCGCCAACGCCGGAGCCGCAACAGCAGCAGUGGCAGGGGCUGCUUCCUGCAGCGGACGUUAGCGGCAGUGCGGUUGGGGGGGGCCCCAGCGGCGCCGCUUGCCGUACGGUGACGGCGGCGCCGGCGGCCACAGCGCCAUCUGAGAUCUCCUUCCGCCGUACCCCGGCGGCCGGUGCUGGUCGUCAGGAUGAGGAGGCGGCGGAGGCGGCAGCAGCUGCCGCAGGGGUACGUUUGGCUCUGGCGACAGGUUUGUCGCCUCUGAGAGCUGCCGCUUCUGGCGCCUUCGACGACAACACUGUCCGCUCCUCCGGCGAGGGAAGCUGUAGCGGAGGCAGCGGCAGCGGCGGCGGCGGCGGCAGUGUCAGCAGCCCAGAUGAUAUCGAUUAUGAAGCGGGACGUGAUGACAGCACCGCCGGUGGCGGCAGCGGCACCGCCGCCGCGGCUGCGGCGGCACUUUGGCGCGAGGGUCGCACUGCCGCCGCUUCUGCAAUGGCGGGAACUAGAGCCACCCAGGGCAGUAGCGACAAUGGCACGCCACAGUGGGUUGGGGCCGUUCCCUCCGUCAGCGGCGGGUGGGCCGACCGGUGGCAAGGCGGCGGCGGCGGCGGCGCCACCAGAGCCGGCGAAGUCAGGGGCGCGGGCCGCGCCAGCGGCGGCGCACCACGCCGGGGCGGGCUGGGGCAGCCCUCCUCGUCGUCACUACCUGAGACGCCCGCUACUGCGAUGGGUCAGUUGUACGUUCCGCCCCCAGUCGUCUUAGCGCCCCUCUCCGCCUCGCCACGGGCUGCUUACAACAUCAGUCUCUCCCGCGCCCACGCCUACUUUCACCCCACCGCUGCCGCGGCGUAUGGCACCACCGCUACGAUGCUUACCGCUGCCGCUUCGGCGGCGCCGCCAUCGACGGCAUCGGUCGCCGCCGCCACAUCUGCUCCUGAUUCAGUGGCCCCAGUUGCGUCGCCUCCGCCGCGGCUGUCCCUUCCCGGCUUGGCUGGCUGGCUGCCGGAAGGUACCCCUUCAGCGGAGCAGGUGCCGUUUCCGGGCCCCGUGGCGACGGCAGCGGCGGCGCCUGUGUAUGGCGCUGCGGGGCUGGGCCCGGAGCCACUGGAGGCCAGUCGGCUGGGUCCACCUGCAGCAGCGGCAACGGCAACACGAUGGGGUCACCGUCCGGUGGGGGUCAGCGGUCUGGACAUGGGGCCCGCCGCGGAGGGGCACCAGGCUUCUGCUGCUGUUACCAUGACAGCAUCGGCUGCUGACACCGCCGCAGCGGCCCUAGCGGGCACCUCUCCGGCAGCGGAGGAGAUUUUCGCAACGGCUGCAGCGCCUCACUCCAUGUCCAUUUCCGCCGCCGUCGCCUCCGCCGCCCCCGUCGCAGCUUCUGGUGUCUACACAGAUCCCGCCGCCUCGCCGCCUGCGGCUCCAACCACCAGCGCCGGCGACGCCGAUCCGCAUCUGACAUCAUCUCUCCAGGGCCUGCAUCUGACCCUGCCGUACUUCAGGUCGUACACAGCCGGCCGCGGAUUGCUGAAUCGCAGUGCGGCGCCGAUGGCGUCCACCACCACAGCAGCCGCCGCCUACGCGCCUCCGGCCGGGCACCUGUCGGCUAGCUUCCCAGGAUGGUACGACGUGUACGAGGGUACGGUGCACGGCGGGUGGCCACGGCGACUAGCGCGGCCGUUAGGGCGACAGGACUCCGCACCUGCUGCAGCGCUGCUGACGCGGACGCUGCGGGGCACUGUCAACGAAGCUCCGAAUCCACAAGACGAUAAUGCUGCUGCGGCUGCUGCUGCUGCUGAUGAUGAUGAUGAUAACGAUGAUGACGGUGGUGGUGAUGGUUUAUUCGGAUUUGUGGACUAG